AUAAUAAUCUCUGUGUUGUUUUUGUGUGUCUUUGAUGAUGACGAAUUCGAAUUCUUACUACUCACUUUCGAGUUUCUUGUAUUUUCACGCAUUGGUGUUUGUUUAUUUGACACAUUAUCUCCUGACAGACUCCUGUUACUUGGCUUAUAUCAAGAACAAAUAGGUCAUGGGCAUGAGCUUUGACUUCUUCUUCUAUCACAUAAUUUGUAAAUAAUUUACUCAAUCUCAUCUGAAUUCACUUCGCUCUCCAAAUCGUAUUAAUUCAAUGUCAUGCAAUUGCCUAAAGAAUUCAGCCGAUCAACAAAGUAUUACUAGCCAAUCCAAAGCUUUAUUUAUGUCAAUCACAUGCAACCCGGGGGUUCUUCUAAUGAUUGCAGGCUCGGGUCAAAUUACAUUCAGAGGCAUUAGCCUAACUAUUAUUGGUAUUGUACACUGGAAAUUGAAUUUUAUUUUUCUUCUGAUUGGAAGUUCUUAAUUGCCUGUUUAGUAUUUAAUUCUCCAACAAGUAAUUAUUUUUGCAAUCAAUCAUUUCUAAAUAUUGAUUCAUUUCUUCUAAGGACUUAUCCGAAACAUUUUCAAUAGGUGAAAACUGUUGUAAAAGGAGAUCAGUACCCUCUUGAUCCCCUUGACCUGCCAUUUCUUGUGCAAUUAAAGCUUGUUGAAUACUAUCAUAAUCAUCAUCAUUAACGGUAAAAUUUCAGUUAUUGACAAUUGCUUCUACUUUUACUGAAUUCCAAGCUUGUGCAAUAUAUUCCAUAGCUUUUUAAAUCCACAUUUGUUUCAAACUGAUGAAUAAUAUGUCGUAUGUAAUGUUGUUACGUUUAAUUAUUUGAUUUUCAUGUUCAUCAG
Molecule: messenger RNA, 849 nt
Organism: Rhizophagus irregularis DAOM 181602=DAOM 197198
Lineage: Eukaryota; Fungi; Glomeromycota; Glomeromycetes; Glomerales; Glomeraceae
Source: RefSeq, a predicted model, not a curated record